UAUUAAUUCAAUAGCUCGUGAUGCACUAUGAAGCAAGCAGAGAUGAUGUCUUAAUCAUGUGAGGUUUUGCAAUUUAGGUCUGCUAUAAUUCUGUUUCUCCCCCCCCCCCCCCCGAAAAACGAUUUGUUCAAACUUGAUAUGAGAGGUUUGUGCCCUCCUGUUCCUGCCAGUUUAAUGCCGCCUUGUCUCCUAGCCUUGUUCAGUCCUGAAAGGGGGAGGCAGGCUUUUAUUAUGAAACGUUGUGCUAAGCCAACAGAUACUCCAUCAGUGCCCUGCGUCUCUAUUUGCGGCUUGCUAUUUUCUCCCAGCUCAGCAUUGUGAAAAUGCUUUUCCUCCUCGCUUCUUUCACCGGCUUCCUGCUUCAGAAGGCAAUCCUUGCUCUUGCGUCUUUGCUGCAAUAUAUCCCAGGGAUAAAAAGUCUGGUGUCCAAACAGAAAGCACCAGUUACUUAUAGCCACAAGAAGGGCUUAGAAUGCAUCUCGCCAUUAUUCUGCACCGUACAAGAAACACCUCAAGCGAUCCCAGUAGAACUCCAAGGGCAGAUUCCCAAAUGGUUGAAAGGAAAGCUAUUGAGGAACGGGCCAGGAAAGUUUGAGUUCGGACCAGAUAAGUACAACCACUGGUUUGAUGGCAUGGCACUCAUGCAUAAGUUUGAAAUUGAGGAUGGGGUGGUGAAAUACAGCAGCAAGUUUCUCCGGAGUGAUUGUUACCUGACCAAUAGCAAGAACAACCGAAUCAUGAUCUCUGAAUUUGGCACCGUGGCCAUACCAGAUCCUUGCAAGAACAUUUUUGAGCGCUUCAUGUCAAAGUUUGACUUGCCAAAAGAGACAGACAACUGCCUUGUGAAUUUUGCGGUCAUCAAAGGUGACUAUUUUGUCAGCACAGAGACCAGUCAAAUGCACAAAGUGGAUCUAGACACACUUGAAUCAAAGGAGAAGGUGAACUGGAAAAAAUACGUUGCGGUGAAUGGAGCCACAGCUCACCCCCACUAUGAUCCAGAUGGAACAGUCUACAACAUGGGCAACUCUUACGGGACACAUGGCUCCAACUAUAACAUCAUCCGUGUUCCUCCCCAGACGUCUCAGCCGAGUGACUCCAGCCUGCAGGGCGCAGAGGUGCUGUGCACCAUUCAGCCAGAGAACAGAAUGAAGCCAGCCUAUUAUCACAGUUUUGGAAUGAGUGAAAACUACGUGAUUUUUAUUGAGCAGCCCGUCCAAAUAAAGUUAUGGGAAGUCAUUACAGCCAGUUUUUCUGGGAAAAGCUUUCUGGAUGCACUGAGUUGGGAGCCUCAGCUAAACACUCGCUUUUAUGUCGUGAACAAGCACACGGGGCAGACCUUACCUGUGCAGUACCAUAGCAAGGCCUUCUGCUACUUCCAUCAAAUCAACGCCUUUGAGGACCAGGGGUGCAUUGUCCUGGAUCUCUGCUGUUUCGAUGAUGGGAAAGUUUUUGACAUCUUCCGACUGCAGAACCUCCACAAGGCUGGAGAAGCCCUUGACCAGACCUAUAACAUGCUCCCAAAGCCAUUUCCAUGGCGCUUUGUUCUCCCCAUCACGGUGAGCUCCAAGGCGUCUGUGGGGCAGAACCUUAACCCUUUGUCCUACACAUUGGCAGAAGCUGUGAAGGAGGCGGAUGGGAAGAUCUGGUGCACACCUGAAAGUCUGCACAACGAGGACCUCAAAGAAGCCGGAGGGGUGGAAUUCCCUCAGAUCAAUUAUGCAUAUUACUCUGGGAAAAAAUAUCGUUAUUUCUAUGGCUGCGGCUUCGGUCAUGUCGUUGGAGACUGCUUGAUCAAGGUUGAUACAGAAACCAAGGAGAUGAAGAUUUGGCGCGAGAAAGGGAUGUAUCCUUCUGAGCCCAUAUUUGUGCCAGAACCCGAUUCUUCAGGGACAGAAGACAAGGGAGUGAUCCUCUCGGUGGUGCUCACCCCCAAGCAGAAUGAAGGCAGCUUCCUUCUUGUUCUGGAUGCACAGAAUUUCACCGAACUGGGCCGCACUAAAAUCCCUGUCCAGAUCCCCUACGGCUUCCAUGGUGGCUUUGUACCCAACAAAAAUGCCCCCUGCUGAGACAGCAGAGAUUCGGGGACCUGCCCCGUGAUGUCCAAAACGCUGUGGACAGAUUACUUCUUCUAGAUGUGCCUUAAUUUCCUAGGCUACCCAAUUGGGCUCUACUUUGAUGGACAGAGAAAUAGCCAUUUUUCUCAUCUAAGUCAAGUUUUCAAAUGCAAAGCAAGACUUCAUGAUGUGAUGCAUAUUGAUCAGUAGGAAGUGAUAAUAAAUUAAUCAGAAUAGAGCUGGAAGGGACCUUGGAGGUCAUCUAUCCAGUCCAACCCCUGCUCAAGAAGGAGACCCUAUAUAAUUUCAUACAAGUGGCUGUCCAGUCUCUUUGUAAAAACCUCCAGUGAUGAAGCACCCACAAUUUCUGGAGGCAAGUUGUUCCACCGGAUAAUUGUUUUCCGUCAGGAAGUUUCUCCUUAAUUCUAGGUUGCUUCUCUCCUUGAGUAGUUUCCAUCCGUUGUUUCUUGUCCUGCCUUAUUACUUAUUGUGCUUAUUACUCACAUACUGCCCAUAUACACAAGCUUUUUUAUUUUAUUUUUUAAAAAGAGGCUUUGCUAAACAUAGAACAGAAUAAAUUCUUAAUUUUUCUAUUAAUUGGUUUAAUUUACGAUGGGAUGUAGUCUGGAUUCCCAGGAGGGAGAGACUGCAUCCCAGAUGGCAAAGAGGUAGCGGGGCUUGGAAAGUUUGGUGGAGGGUUAAAACGGCUCCUUCCUAGCGAUUUCCAGAAUUUAUCUGCAGUUAUGCAGAUCGCUACUUUAGUCUGGCAAGAGUCUGUCUAUAAGGGAACAAGAAUAAAGGAACUCACUCUUGAGUAACUCCACGU
Messenger RNA from Notechis scutatus (mainland tiger snake), 2880 nucleotides. RefSeq names its product beta-carotene oxygenase 2 (gene BCO2). Gene Ontology annotation, biological process: carotene catabolic process; retinal metabolic process. Gene Ontology annotation, cellular component: mitochondrion. Lineage: Eukaryota; Metazoa; Chordata; Lepidosauria; Squamata; Elapidae. The record is from RefSeq and is a predicted model, not a curated record. Gene Ontology annotation, molecular function: beta-carotene 15,15'-dioxygenase activity; carotenoid dioxygenase activity.